Molecule: messenger RNA, 228 nt
Organism: Venustampulla echinocandica
Lineage: Eukaryota; Fungi; Ascomycota; Leotiomycetes; Helotiales; Pleuroascaceae
Exons: 2
Coding region: 1-228 (75 amino acids)
Source: RefSeq, a predicted model, not a curated record
AUGGCCAUCACCGACGAUGAUAUCACUUUUGAUCCAAAUUCUAUGUUCGCCAGAAACCCUGCCAAAAGGCAGGAUCAUAAGGACAGGGUCAGAAAUUCUGCUCCAGACGACGCAGUGAGCGCAACGAUCGUCAACGGUUUCCAUACAAGCCGCAGUGAUGCCACUCAGCACAUCACCGUUGAUUAUUACGAUGCCGCGGGCGGCAAAGUCCGCCAACAUGUUUAUUGA